UUUGAAGAUGAAACGCGCUCAGAGUCUCUCCAGGGCCCUGGGCUGGCAUCCUCUACAAAGGGAGGGGUGCGGGCCACUCCACCAUGAAAGCACCCUCCCCUGAGGCGCUGCAGCCGGCUAACCGCCCAAGCCCAUAAAGUAAAAAUUGCCCCAACCCAUCUGCAUAGCCAAGCCCCUCCAGAGACGGAGCAUAAAUAGGACUGGGGCGCCCAGAGGAGCAUUGUCCGGGUGUCCAGCAGGCAUCCAGAGCUCCUCUCCUGUCCUCCGCAGCCCCAACGUUCGAAAAGCACCAUGACCUGCGGAUCAGGGUUCUGCGGCCGCGUCUUCAGCUGCGCCUCGGCCUGCGGGCCCCGGCCCGGCCGCUGCUGCAUCACCGCCGCCCCCUACCGCGGCGUCGCCUGCUACCGCGGCCUCAGCCAGGGCUUCGGCAGCCGCAGCCUCUGCGGCGGAGGCUUCCGCGCUGGCUCCUGCGGCCGCAGCUUCGGCUACCGCUCGGGCGGCGUGUGCGGGCCCAGCGCCCCCUGCAUCACCACCGUGUCGGUCAACGAGAGCCUCCUGACGCCCCUCAACCUGGAGAUCGACCCCAACGCGCAGUGCGUGAAGCACGAGGAGAAGGAGCAGAUCAAGUGUCUCAACAGCAAGUUCGCCGCCUUCAUCGACAAGGUGCGCUUCCUGGAGCAGCAGAACAAGCUGCUGGAGACCAAGCUGCAGUUCUUCCAGAACCGCAAGUGCUGCGAGAGCAACCUGGAGCCGCUGUUUGAGGGCUACAUCGAGACGCUGCGGCGGGAGGCCGAGUGCGUGGAGGCCGAUAGCGGGCGGCUGUCGUCGGAGCUCAACCACGUGCAGGAGGUGCUGGAGGGCUACAAGAAGAAGUACGAGGAGGAAGUUUCCCUGAGAGCCACAGCUGAGAAUGAGUUUGUGGCCCUGAAGAAGGACGUGGACUGCGCCUACCUGCGCCGCUCAGACCUGGAGGCCAACGUGGAGGCGCUGACGGAGGAGAUCGACUUCCUGCGGCAGCUGUACGAGGAGGAGAUCCGCGUGCUGCACGCCCACAUCUCUGACACCUCGGUCGUGGUCAAGAUGGACAACAGCCGGGACCUGAACAUGGACUGCGUCAUUGCUGAGAUCAAGGCUCAGUACGACGACAUCGCCACCCGCAGCCGGGCUGAGGCCGAGUCCUGGUACCGCAGCAAGUGUGAGGAGAUGAAGGCCACGGUGAUCCGGCACGGGGAGACCCUGCGCCGCACCAAGGAGGAGAUCAACGAGCUGAACCGCGUGAUCCAGAGGCUGACGGCCGAGGUGGAGAACGCCAAGUGCCAGAACACCAAGCUGGAGGCGGCCGUGACGCAGUCUGAGCAGCAGGGCGAGGCGGCCCUGAGCGACGCCCGCUGCAAGCUGGCGGGGCUGGAGGAGGCCCUGCAGAAGGCCAAGCAGGACAUGGCGUGCCUGCUCAAGGAGUACCAGGAGGUGAUGAACUCCAAGCUGGGCCUGGACAUCGAGAUCGCCACCUACCGCCGCCUGCUGGAGGGCGAGGAGCAGAGACUCUGUGAAGGCGUUGGGGCUGUGAAUGUCUGUGUCAGCAGCUCCCGGGGCGGGGUCGUGUGCGGGGACCUGUGCGUGUCGGGCUCCCGGCCGGUGACCGGCAGCGUGUGCAGCGCCCCCUGUACCGGCAACGUGGCGGUGAGCACCGGCCUGUGCGCGCCCUGCGGCCUGGGCGCCAGCAGCAUCAGUUGCAGAAAAUGUUAAAAGAUCUGAAGUCAAACCCUGCGCCCCGGUCGCCUCUCUAGCUCCGCCUGGCUCUUCCCUGCCUGCGUUUUGAGAAGUUCCUUCUGCUCUGGCCUCUCAUUUCCCUGGAAGCCGCUCCUUGGGGGCUCUGGAGCCCCCCACUAAGAAGUGCCAGAAAGAGGGGUCCACAGGAAGGGGGCGCCCGAGCAGAGAGCGCCAGGAACCAGGACCCGACCUGGGGCUACCAGACUGCCAGCCCUUCCCUCCCCUCUCUGUCUUGUCCAUCCAUGUUUUCGUCGGUGUUUUCCCCAAUAAAUCAAUGCCGUCA
Molecule: messenger RNA, 2053 nt
Organism: Lepus europaeus (European hare)
Lineage: Eukaryota; Metazoa; Chordata; Mammalia; Lagomorpha; Leporidae
Product: keratin, type II microfibrillar, component 7C-like
Exons: 9
Coding region: 292-1746 (484 amino acids)
Biological process (GO): intermediate filament organization; keratinization
Cellular component (GO): keratin filament
Molecular function (GO): structural constituent of skin epidermis
Source: RefSeq, a predicted model, not a curated record